Messenger RNA from Salmo salar (Atlantic salmon), 1783 nucleotides. RefSeq names its product serine/threonine-protein kinase Sgk2. Gene Ontology annotation, molecular function: protein serine/threonine kinase activity; ATP binding. The record is from RefSeq and is a predicted model, not a curated record. Gene Ontology annotation, biological process: protein phosphorylation. Lineage: Eukaryota; Metazoa; Chordata; Actinopteri; Salmoniformes; Salmonidae.
ACGAGUUUGCGCCAGUCCUCUGGAUGUCCAGCAUCAAUCCAUUUCUUACACUUUACAUACCCGAGAAUCUUCUGUGAAUUGACGCUGUUUUCUCGUAGAUUUUUGGACAUAAGACUUGGCCAAAGAUACUUAUUCAUCUGAGACAUGAAAAUAAGCUAUAGGUUAUUUGGCAAGUCACAGAUUCUUGCAAGGACAGAAUACCAAUACCCUACCUGAGUGAGGAAAAAAGUACUCUACACACAAGAGGUUCAAAUGCCUUUGACUCCCACCGCGAUAGGCACAGAAAAGAGACAUGGAUAAUUGGAGUCAGCUUCAAUCAGCAAACUCCAUUGACGUCAACCUUGGUCACUCACACAAUCAUCAUGCCAAGCUAUCAGACUUUGAAAUCCUGGCUAUAAUUGGGAAAGGAACAUUUGGGAAGGUUCUUCUUGCCAAACUGAAAUCCGACAACAAGUUCUAUGCUGUGAAAGUGCUGCAGAAAAAAAUCGUACUGAAGAAAAAAGAGCAAAAGAACAUCAUGGCAGAGAGGAAUGUGCUGCUCAAGAGUAUGAAGCAUCCCUUCCUGGUGGGGCUCCACUACUCGUUCCAGACCCCAGAGAAGCUCUACUUUGUCAUGGAUUACGUCAAUGGAGGAGAGCUUUUCUAUCACCUUCAGAAAGAGCACUGCUUCUCAGAGCCAAGGGCUCGCUUCUACACGGCUGAGUUGGCCAGUGCCAUCGGUUACUUACACUCGCACAACAUUGUUUACAGAGACUUGAAGCCUGAGAAUGUCCUGCUAGACUCAGAGGGCCAUGUUGUGUUGACUGACUUUGGCUUGUGUAAAGAGGGGAUAGACCCGGAGUCCACCACCUCCACUUUCUGUGGAACCCCAGAGUAUUUGGCUCCAGAGGUGUUGAAACAGCAGCCCUAUGACCACACGGUAGACUGGUGGUGUCUGGGAACUGUACUUUAUGAGAUGAUAUAUGGGCUGCCCCCCUUCUAUAGCCAGGAUAUGUCUGAGAUGUAUGACAACAUCCUCCACAGGCCCUUGAGUCUGCCAGGGGGGGCCAGCUCUGUGGCGUGUGACCUGCUAAUGGGCCUCCUACAGAAAGACCAGCAUCGCAGGCUGGGUGCUAUCGCAGACUUUCUCGAAGUUAAAAACCAUACUUUUUUCUCGCCGAUAAACUGGGAUGACCUUUACCAUCGGAGAAUCAAACCUCCAUACAACCCCAACGUGAAAGGCCCAGCAGACAUGCAGCACAUUGAUCCAGAGUUCACCAAAGAGAUGGUGUCAGGCUCUGUGGGGGUUACCCCUGAAUUCUCCAACUUAUCAACCAGCAGCCCAAAUGCUUUCACUGGAUUCUCCUAUGUCUCCAGUGAUGACAACUUCCUCUAGUGUAGGACAUUCAGAUUCUACAUUGCUGCCACCCAAAAGAGACCAAACUUCUCCCGCCUACUUUGUUAAAAUGCACCCUUACUGCAUUGGCUCUUCAUUCACACAGAGCAAAAAAAAAUGUAUUCUUGAAAAAUAUUUAUGUUUAUUAUAUCCCCUUGUAUGAUAUUACAUUGGAAGUAAAACCUGCAACCUGUGUCGUAUUUAAUUUUCAAUUACUUUGUAAUUUUAUUUGUAAAGGUAUUAUUGUAUCUCAUGCAGAAAUGAACAAUGCAAAUAAAGAAAAAUUUGCAAAUAGGCUAGGAUUUUCAAGGCACUGAUAGAUAAAUCAUUCCCUGAAAUAUAUGAAUGGGGAGUUAAUUGUUAACAUGUGGAAUCAGUUUUGAUGUCAUAAUAAAUAUUUAUAAAUUA